Molecule: messenger RNA, 456 nt
Organism: Penicillium digitatum Pd1
Lineage: Eukaryota; Fungi; Ascomycota; Eurotiomycetes; Eurotiales; Aspergillaceae
Source: RefSeq, a predicted model, not a curated record
AUGGCUCCUUCAAACAACAACUCGAAGGACAAAGGCAAGGAGCCGGCCCAGGCUCAGAUCAAGCUCAAUCUCAAGGCUCCAGAAAAGGGCGACGGCGAGGCCUCGGAGGAGACCGAGCCAAAGGUCCCCAAGACCAGUGAUGAGGAGUUUCUCUUGACUCUUCUUGAUACCGUGAAGGUCGACCACAACGCUGCCGCCAAUACACUUGGCAUCAACAAGGCAGCCAGCCGCAUGCGACUUAUUCGCUUGCAACAGAAAUAUGGCUUUAAGAAGAGGGGGCCCAAGGGGACUCCUCGCAAGAAGGGAACUUCCGUGAUCAACAAGGAAGCAGCAACUGAGAACGGGCUGACUGCUGCCAACGAUGCCGAGGCCGUUGAGGAGGAUACCAACGUGGAGGAUGGGGAAACUAACGAGAAAAAAGUCGCCGAGAACUGUGGCACCCACCGAGAUCUUUAA